UCACGCGGAUAAAGUGUACUCGUAGGACAUAAAUACGGAAUUAAUGAUGUGUAUUGGAAAUUGUUGACAUGAUUGUGAAACUACUUUGUCCAAGCUAAAUGUUUAAGAAGCAGGCUAAUUUAAGCAACCAUAAUGGAACAAAACGGCUAUCCAAGAACCAAUUUUACCCAAGGUUCAAAGAUAUUCUGGCCGAACGGGACAGACCUUAUGCAGACGAGAGCACGGCUGAACGGACACGGAGGGAAAUAUGCGAAAUCUGUAGCUGCCAAACGACAGAAAAAAUCUGGAAACACUGUUCGGCCGAAGAGAGCACUUCUGUGUCUCUCUCUCGGCAAUCCAAUUCGAAGUGCUGCCAUAAAUCUCGUGGAAUGGAAGCCUUUCGAUGUAAUGAUUCUGAUCACAAUUUUCGCAAAUUGUGCCGCUCUCGCCGCGUAUGAGCCUCUUCCAGAGAAAGAUAGCAGUGAAAUCAACGACAACCUGGAAGUUGCAGAGUAUGUGUUUUUGGCAGUUUUCACAAUGGAAGCUGUGCUGAAGAUAAUAGCUUAUGGAUUUCUUUUCCACCCUGGAGCAUAUCUUCGUAAUGGAUGGAAUAUUUUAGAUUUUGUAAUUGUUGUAGUAGGAAUAGCAACUAUUUUAGUAAAAGCAUUUCUGAGUUCAGGAAGUUUUGAUGUGAAAGCUUUGAGGGCCUUCAGAGUCCUGCGACCCCUUCGACUGGUGUCUGGUGUUCCAAGUUUACAAGUUGUAUUAAAUUCUAUUAUCAAGGCACUGAUACCACUCUUCCACAUUGCCUUGCUGGUAGUUUUUGUUGUGAUAAUUUAUGCAAUUAUUGGUGUGGAAUUGUUUAUGGGUCGGCUUCACAAGACAUGCUAUAAUAAUGUGACAGGUGAAGAAUCCUUUGAGGAACCUCACCCCUGUAGUUCUGGAAGUUCAGGAUUUCAGUGCGAUAAGGAUGCAGGUCAGGUGUGUGAGGCAGGCUGGAAAGGACCCAAUCACGGAAUUACAAAUUUUGAUAAUAUUGGCUUGGCCUGUAUGACUGUGUUCCAGUGUAUUACGCUUGAGGGUUGGACUGAUGUAUUAUACUGGAUAAAUGAUGCAGUAGGGAACUCUUGGCCGUGGGUAUACUUUGUUACUCUGAUCAUUUGGGGAUCUUUCUUCGUUCUCAACUUAGUUCUUGGUGUACUAAGUGGAGAAUUUGCCAAGGAAAAGGCGAGAGCUCAGAAGAGUGGUGAAUUCCAAAAGUUUAGAGAAAAGCAACAAGUUGAAGAUGCUUACAAUGGCUACCUUGACUGGAUUACACAGGCUGAGGACAUUGAAGGCGACAGUGAAAGUGAAAGUGGUGAUGAGUCAAAAGCUUCCAAGAAGUCCUCAUCAAGACAAUCCAGAACCGAAGACAUCGAAAUGAUCGAUAGAAAUGAGAGACAAGACAGUAUCUCCCAACAUGAUGCGCACCACCAUGGUUGGUGUCACAACGAGAAGAAAGUUUUAAAAAAAUGGCAUCACCGCGCUAGACGGGAGCUGCGUAAAGCAGUAAAAACACAAGCUUUCUACUGGAUCGUCAUAGUUGUUGUAUUUUUAAAUUCAUUGACGCUAGCAUUGGAACAUUAUGAUCAACCUGACUUUUUAACCCAAUUUUUAGAUAUAGCAAAUAAAUUAUUUUUAGGAAUAUUUACCAUUGAAAUGAUAGUCAAGAUGUACUGUUUAGGAUUUCACGGCUACUUCGCAUCGCUUUUUAACAGAUUCGAUUGCCUGGUUGUAAUUAGUAGUUUGUUAGAGUUGGCAAUCACAGAAGCGUUGAAGCAGCCCCCUAUUGGAAUCAGUGUACUUCGAUGUAUUCGUUUACUUAGGAUUUUCAAAGUAACCAGAUACUGGAGCUCACUUAGCAACUUAGUGGCGUCACUGUUGAAUAGUAUGAGGUCUAUAGCUGGUCUUCUGUUGCUGCUUUCACUAUUUAUGCUCAUUUGCUCACUGCUUGGGAUGCAGAUCUUUGGUGGAAAAUUCAAUUUAGGCGAUGACGAAAUUCCUCGCAGUAACUUCGACUCCUUUUGGAGAGCUCUUAUUACAGUUUUCCAGAUUCUCACAGGCGAGGACUGGAACGCUGUAAUGUAUGACGGCAUCCGUGCGUGGGGUGGUAUUGGUGAAGGAGGUUCAGCGAUUGCCAUCUUGUACUUCAUAUUCCUCGUUGUCGUUGGCAACUACAUCCUUUUGAAUGUCUUCUUGGCCAUUGCCGUCGACAAUCUUGCCGACGCUGAAAACUUGACAGAAAUGGAAGAGGAGAAGAAAAAGAGGAAGGAGAAAGCGAGAGAAAAGGAAGCCUUAAAGAUGAAGGGUUCCUUGGAUUCACAAAGCAAGCUUGACGCGGAUGGUGCUGUCGUGCCCAAUCACAGUUCAGCGUCACGGUCAAAUGUAACACUUGACAAGUCAACACAAGAACUUCAUUCCACGGGAACUCUCAAUGGAAAUGGUGUUGCAAGAACAGCAUCAAACGACGACGUCGAAGCCCAAUCUACCGAUAUUUCCGUGAUUGGAGGAUCAAAAUCUGCCGUCAAUAACAACAACGGGAGUAGUAGUGCUACUUCAAGUGAGGAUAUCGACAGGGCACCAAUGCCCCCAGUGUCAUCUUUAUUCAUUUUCUCCCCAACCAACAUAUUCCGCGUCGUUUGCUACAAGAUCGCCACCAACACAUACUUUGUUAAUUUUAUUUUAUGCCUCAUUAUUGUGAGCAGUAUUCUGCUGGCGGCUGAGGAUCCACUCAACGCUAGCGCAAAGAGAAAUCAGGUUCUCAACUAUUUCGAUUAUUUCUUUACAUCCGUGUUCACUUUGGAGAUUCUUAUCAAGUUUGUGUCCUAUGGACUUAUCCUUCACAAGGGAUCUUUCUGCCGCAGUGCGUUCAAUCUAUUGGAUUUACUAGUCGUAUCUGUUUCUGUAAUCUCAAUAAGCCUUAAGGACUCCCAGUUUUCUGUUGUCAGAAUUCUCAGGGUUCUCCGAGUGUUAAGACCUUUGAGGGCGAUUAACAGAGCAAAAGGACUCAAGCACGUGGUACAGUGUGUCUUUGUAGCCGUGAAAACGAUAGGAAACAUCAUGCUUGUUACCAUGCUGUUCCAGUUUUUAUUUGCUGUCAUCGGUGUUCAGCUAUUUAAGGCCACUUGCAUUACAGCACUGGCGUCACUUUUAAAACUAUCAGUUUCAUGUAAAACGGCAUUGUUAGAUUAACAGUUAGGGUAAAUUUUUAACAACAACUAAUCAACUCUUGCUCGACAGAUGAAACACAGAGAAUGGAAGAAACACCACUUUAACUUUGACAAUGUUGGUGAAGCCAUGUUGACACUGUUCACUGUGAUGACCUUCGAAGGAUGGCCAGGGAUUUUGGAGAAUUCCAUCGACUCCACUGAAGUCGACAAGGGUCCCAACCAGAACAACCGGCCGUGGGUAGCCAUCUACUACAUUAUCUACAUCAUCAUCAUUGCCUUCUUUAUGGUCAACAUCUUCGUUGGUUUUGUGAUCGUCACUUUUCAGAGCGAAGGAGAAGAGGAGUUUAAAGGUUGUGAACUGGACAAGAAUCAGCGUCAGUGUAUAGAAUUUGCACUGAGAGCGAAACCGCUGAAACGUUACAUUCCUGAGAAUCGCCUUCAGUUCCAUAUAUGGCGCGUGGUUACGUCACAAGCCUUUGAAUACCUCAUCUUCGCGUUCAUUGUGUGCAACACAGUUGUUCUGAUGAUGCAGUAUUAUCAAGAACCUAAACUUUACACAAGAGUGUUGGACGGUUUCAACAUUGGUUUUACAGCAGUUUUUCUCUUGGAGUGUAUACUGAAGCUCAUCGCGUUUAAACCAAAGAAUUAUUUCAUGGACAGAUGGAAUCUUUUUGACUUCAUCAUUGUGGUUGGCAGUAUUAUUGAUAUCACAAUGAAUGAGGUGUCGAGUGAGCAAAUGUUUGCUUUUGGUUUCUUCCGUUUGUUUCGAGCCCUGCGUCUCGUCAAGCUGCUCAACCAAGGAUCUGGGAUCAAGACUCUCCUCUGGACCUUUAUCAAGUCAUUUCAGGCUCUUCCCUAUGUGGCUCUUCUUAUUGUCAUGAUGUUCUUCAUUUAUGCUGUGAUUGGGAUGCAGAUGUUUGGUCGUAUUGCUAUCGACUCCGACACGGCGAUCAACAGAAACAACAACUUCCAGACAUUCCCACAGUCUCUUAUGGUACUCUUCAGGUCCGCAACGGGUGAAAAUUGGCAACAGAUAAUGUUGGCGUGUACGCAUCGAGAUGACGUUAAGUGUGACGCGAAGGCCGACCCGCAGGACCCGUCGGGAUUAUGUGGCUCAGACUUUGCCUAUUUCUACUUUGUUUCUUUUUAUUCCAUCUGUUCGUUCUUGAUAAUCAACUUGUUCGUUGCCGUCAUCAUGGACAACUUUGACUACUUAACUCGUGAUUGGUCAAUUCUUGGUCCCCACCAUUUGGACGAGUACGUGAGGGUCUGGUCCGAGUAUGACCCGGAUGCGCAUGGUUGUGUAAAGCACGUGGAUAUAGUAACUGUUCUAAAGCGAAUCGCCCCUCCUCUGGGAUUUGGAAAGUUUUGUCCUCACAGAGAGGCUUGCAAGCGCCUGGUAACUAUGAACAUGCCGCUGACCAAAGACGGAAUGGUAGACUUCAAUGCGACACUGUUUGGACUUAUCCGAUCAUCCUUAAACAUAAAAAGACCUGAAGGGAAAGGAUCAAUAGACAAGGCCAACGAAGAAGUCCGUAAUAUAAUUCUUCGGAUCUGGCCUAAAACGUCUAUGGAACUUUUAGAUAAAGUAGUGCAGCCUCCCGGAGUGCGUGAUGACGUCACAGUGGGUAAAUUUUAUGCCACAUACUUGAUUCAAGAGUACUUCCGUCGGUUCAAAGCGAGGCAGAAGGCACAGAAUCAAGCCAACGAACCCCAUGGAAAUAGUACAAUGGCUCUACAGGCGGGACUACGAACGCUUCACGGCCUCGGACCACAGUUGCGUCGAGCUAUUUCCGGUCCGCUUGGAAGUGACGACGAUGAGUUGUUCUUAAAGGAAGACGAUUCCCAAAAGGCGCAGCAUAAGGGGUUCUGGGAGAGUCUGAAAAAUGCAGUUUCAGUAUCGCCGCGUCACAGUUUUCGUCGUCCCGCAUCUUUUCGCUUGUCAGCUUUUCUGGGCAAAAAUGGUAGUGGAUUAGAGACAAAGAAAAAGAGUUCAUCUAUGUCUAACCUGAGUGAAAAAAUGGCUACGACUAUGUUCAGUGAUCAAAAAUACCUCAUGCCGACUGCUGGCACAUCGGCGGAUGAUAACGCAAACGAAAAAGAGGCUGACCAACCUCGCUUUGAACUUCCUUUACGAGACCCGGAUGAUACGGGCUCUUUCACUGCCAUGAAAGGCCACGCAGGUUUGAAGGCAGCAUCAAGCCUGCCGUUAAGUCCGGUAGAGGAUGAGUCACGUGACCGAAUUCCUUAUGUAAGACAGCGGAGUAAGAGUGAGGUCAUACCACCGUGGCUAGCUACGGGAGAAGUUGCCUACCUGGGAAGUGACCUUCGGCGAAACAGGUCAGCAAGCAUCAAAGACCUUUUAGAGAGUGCGUUUGUCGACGAAGGUGUCUCUAUUACUCUGGACGAUCCACUUCUUCGAGUCGCCGAACAGGAAAUUGCUGAAGCUUUCGACGUGUCCGAAGAUGACCUGAACCAAGCCGCAAGCGGAUGCUUGCGCAGAGUAGCGAUCAUGAGUCCCAUACGGAAUGAAGAAAUUAGCGAGGAGAAAAUUAUGGACACUAUUAGGAAAUCUCCUCGCGUCUCGCAUCGUUGGUCGAGCGAGCCAGACGUUCCCAUAAUUAUUACCGAUCUUUGACGCGCCGCGGAAGCCGGCAAGUUUUCAAAAACGUGAAAUUUCAUCCGUUGCCAAGAGAUGCCAUAACAGCACGUGCUCUCUUUGCUGUCGUGCUAAUGGCUGGAAAUGUUACAAAUAUGCCAGUACUAUCGAGAGGGCUUCUAGGCGAAAGAUUUUAUCUGGAAACACCUUCUGAAUUGUCCGCCAUUUGGACUAAGUAUGGUUACGAUGACAUUUUAAAGGAUCGACAUCAGCAAAGUGUAAAAUAAUCUUAGAUACAAUUGACACAGGUAAUGGCUCUGUUUUUGAUAUGUUGAAAAUAGCGCUUGACUAUCUUUUUUUAAUUUUACUGUCCCUUUCAUCUGUGGUAAUGGAGGGACAAAGAUUGCCGAGUCAGUCUUAGAAAGAAGAAACAAAAUAGAAUUAGUUACUUGAAAGCAAGAGGCAGGAUCCUUGUAGAAUUAAUAUGAAUAUAUUUAUUGUAAUAUUUCGCUGUAUUGAAUAUGAUAAUUGUUUUUGUGCGCAGCUUUUAACUCGCUACUUGGAAUCGAAUGCUGGAGAAUGUUUAAAAUUUCUUUGUAGAAUAGAGAAAUUCUUUCUGCAAAUGUGCCAAGGAUUGAAAAUGAUGUAGAGCUCAAUUUUCCUUUUACGCCUGAGGGGGCAAUUUUCAAAAUAUGAUUAUAGAAGUUUAUAUGUGUACGCAAUGCAUCGAUAGUUAUCCUUCGAUUUUUUUUAUCAUAAAAUUGUGUAUCAUUUUAAAUUAUCUUGAACAUUUUUGUCCACUUUUGUUAAGUUCUGAUCAUUCAAAGAAAUUAAGUUGAAACGAUUUUUGAGGAAUAGAGACAUUUCGUAGUGAAUACAAAUUUUGAAAUUAUUUGUACUAGUAGAAGUCAAGACCACCACUUACAAGUGAGAGCUUUCAAAUUAUUUUUUAUAAACGUUUGCAUCAUGAAGAACACAUACCUUGAUUGUCUUUCAAUGUUCUUUUUGUUUUUUUUAUUUAUUCGUUUGUUUUGUGAUAGAAUUUUUAAGCUCUUAUGUUUGAAGUUCUAUCCUGUGUUUCCCGACAGAAGAUUUCCCGUAGAGACAAUAGGAUGCGAAAAUUGAAGCUCGGUUGACAGUUUUUUUUGUCAGUAUCUUCCAUAAUUUGCUUCCAAAUUCUCCUUACUGAUAUUGAAGACUUAAUUGAAAGUCCAUUGCCGGGGAGAAUUUCAAUUUUGCACUGAAAUUAUACAUUUUUGUGGUUUGUUUCGGAUUCUUCUAAAAUAUCAAUUUCCAAACGAAUGCUGGGAAAUAUUUUCUAAAGAUCCGAAAGUUUGGCUAUGUAACCCCAAGGCUGUGCAAAGUUUGAAACUAGCGAGACGAGGAAAGCUCUUAUGUCUUCCAGUCUUUUUCUUUUAAAAACCCGAUGUUUACAUUUCUGAUAAAAAGUGUAACACUUUGUGGGAAGAUAUUUUUGUAGCACUGUAUUUAAAACCAAGGCGAAUCAACGGAAAAUAUAGGAUAGUUGUUAGCUUAAUUUUUUUUUUUUUAUUGUACUGUAUUGUAGAAAGAUUUGUACUUGGUUGUAAAUAAAAUUUUAAUUUUAUAAAGAAAAGUUCACGCGCCUGUAAGGCUAUAUAUGAAAAGGCGGAAAAAAAUAUGAGAAGUAAUCUGCAAAUAAAGAAUAUUUUGUACGCAAA
Molecule: messenger RNA, 7487 nt
Organism: Pocillopora damicornis (cauliflower coral)
Lineage: Eukaryota; Metazoa; Cnidaria; Anthozoa; Scleractinia; Pocilloporidae
Product: voltage-dependent L-type calcium channel subunit alpha-1D-like
Biological process (GO): calcium ion import across plasma membrane
Cellular component (GO): voltage-gated calcium channel complex; membrane
Molecular function (GO): high voltage-gated calcium channel activity
Source: RefSeq, a predicted model, not a curated record